Pterocles gutturalis (yellow-throated sandgrouse) is the source of this 731-nucleotide messenger RNA. It is a transcript of the gene ARSB, whose product is annotated as arylsulfatase B. The record is from RefSeq and is a predicted model, not a curated record. The transcript has 5 exons. NCBI's taxonomy places the organism in Eukaryota, Metazoa, Chordata, Aves, Pterocliformes, Pteroclidae. The annotation marks the transcript as partial.
UUUUGAGACUUAUUUUGGUUAUCUUCUGGGGAGUGAGGACUAUUAUUCUCAUGACCGUUGUGUCCUCAUCAAAGCCAAGAAUGUAACACGCUGUGCUCUGGACUUUCGAGAUGGAGAAGAAGUUGCAACGGGGUUUAAAAACAUGUACUCUACUAAUUUAUUCACAGAAAGAGCUAUAGAUCUUAUAGCCAAUCACAAAACUGAGAAGCCCCUCUUUCUCUACCUCGCUUUUCAGUCUGUCCAUGAACCUCUCGAGGUCCCUGAAGAAUACAUUAAACCAUAUUCCUCCAUUAAAGAUGUGAAGAGGCGCCAUUAUGCAGGGAUGGUGACUCUUAUGGAUGAAGCUGUAGGAAAUCUUACUGAUGCUCUGAAAAGAUACGGUCUUUGGGACAACACGGUUCUUGUUUUCUCUACUGAUAAUGGAGGGCAGACUUUGGCAGGUGGGAAUAACUGGCCGCUGAGAGGAAGAAAAUGGACCCUCUGGGAAGGAGGAGUGAGAGGUGUAGGCUUUGUUGCAAGUCCUUUACUGAAGCAAAAAGGUGUAGAAAGUCAUGAACUCAUCCAUAUCUCUGACUGGCUGCCAACGCUGGUGCACCUUGCUGGAGGACAUACCAAUGGCACUAAGCCUUUGGAUGGCUUUGAUGUUUGGAAAACUAUCAGUGAAGGAAGACCUUCCCCCAGAGUGGAACUGCUACAUAACAUAGACCCCAUGUUUGUGGAUGACUUCCCAU